AUGGUCUUCUAUUUUACAUCUUGCAUGAUUAGUUCGGUUGUCGUUUUUCUUUAUCCUGGCUAUGCAUCCUACAAGACCCUUUCCCAGAGACCAGCCUCUGAGGAGGAGUUGGAGCGAUGGCUGAUGUAUUGGUCGGUACUGGGAUGUAUCGUCGGCGUCGAGUACGCUGCAGAGUGGCUUAUUUCAUGGGUACCAUUCUACUACCUCGUGAAGACCAUAUUUCUUCUCUAUCUAGCACUCCCGCAAACACGCGGCUCAUCCUACCUCUACAUCAACCAUCUUGAACCAUUCUUCCAGGCUCAUGAAUCCCAGAUCGAUGCGACGCUCGCAUCUUUCAAAAUUCGCAUUUAUGCCUUCAUCCAGCAAAAGUUUCGUAUUUUAUGGGAUGCACUCGCUGCGGCAAUCGGUCAACAGCAACAGGCCCAAUUUGCUCCCGCAGGCGGGGUGACAGACACCGGUGUACCCCCAACUUUGGCUGACCCUGCAUCAGGGCCCGCUCGGCUUGCCAUGGGGCUCUGGCACUCGUAUGGCCCUACGAUCCUCGCUUCUGGCACAGCACUGCUGCGUCAGGGUGCUGCGGCAGCGGGAACAUCUGCUGACCAAGCCUGGAAUACUCCCGCAAACACCUUCACAAGGCGUUCUGACGCAGGUCAUCAGGGCUCCUUGAAAGAUCGCAGGCGCGAGCUUGAAGCUGAGCUUGCGUUCAUCAAUUCGGCAGAGCGUCCUGCUGUCUUGACUCCUCCUGCUUCAGGCUCCAUCCAGCCACCUUCCCGUGCAUCUUCGGACUUUGAGUUGCGGGAGCGUGGGUCCAGCUUUGUUGGGCGAUUUGAGGAAGUAGACGUCCCCAGCGAUGCAGAGGGAUAUGACGUUGAUGGUGACUCUGGUCGGGAGGGUCGUGACAGGCCUGAGGCGAGGAAAGCUGCCAGCUGGUUUGGCUGGGGAGGUGCGGCGCCAAGCAAGGGAGGAAAGUCGGAUUAG
Molecule: messenger RNA, 978 nt
Organism: Suillus plorans
Lineage: Eukaryota; Fungi; Basidiomycota; Agaricomycetes; Boletales; Suillaceae
Product: TB2/DP1, HVA22 family-domain-containing protein
Exons: 3
Coding region: 1-978 (325 amino acids)
Source: RefSeq, a predicted model, not a curated record